Molecule: messenger RNA, 1248 nt
Organism: Ilex paraguariensis (yerba mate)
Lineage: Eukaryota; Viridiplantae; Streptophyta; Magnoliopsida; Aquifoliales; Aquifoliaceae
Source: the annotation of a GenBank genome assembly
GAUGAGAAUUUUCAUUUUGGAAUUUGAUUUUCGAUUCAAAAACAGAGAGAAAUUGAAGCAAACAAUAGAGUGAUUUUAUACAUGUCAUGGGUCAGAAGGCGGAUCAGUGAACACUGAUGUCAUUGUUCUGGAUAAUCUCUCGUCAACUCGCAGAGAUUGAAGCCAUGGCUACUUCAAAGAAGGUAAUAACAAGGGAGGAGUGGGAGAAAAGACUUAAUGAUGUAAAGAUUAGGAAAGAAGAUAUGAAUAAAUUGGUGAUGAACUUUCUUGUCACAGAGGGUUAUGUUGACGCAGCGGAGAAGUUCAGAAUGGAAUCGGGGACAGAACCAGACAUAGAUCUUGCAACUAUCACAGAUCGUAUGGCAGUUAAGAAGGCAGUCCAGUGUGGGAAUGUUGAGGAUGCAAUCGAAAAAGUUAAUGAUUUGAACCCCGAGAUAUUGGAUACAAAUCCCCAACUCUUUUUCCAUCUCCAACAGCAAAAGUUGAUAGAAUUGAUUAGGAAUGGUAAGGUGGAAGAGGCUUUGGAGUUCGCCCAGGAGGAGCUUGCUCCAAGGGGAGAGGAAAAUCAAAGCUUUUUAGAAGAAUUAGAAAGGACAGUUGCACUACUGGCUUUUGAAGAUGUUGCCAACUGCCCUGUUGGAGGGCUUCUGGACAUAUCACAGCGCCUAAAGACAGCCAGUGAGGUGAAUGCAGCCAUUCUUACUAGCCAAAGUCAUGAAAAAGAUCCAAAACUUCCGAGCUUAUUAAAGAUGCUUAUAUGGGCCCAAAGCCAACUUGAUGAGAAAGCUGCUUAUCCUCGCAUAAGUGAUUUAUCUACUGCCAUUCUUGAAGAUCCUGCUGUCUGACAGGAGUGAAAGCUCCUGGUGUGUUAUUCCAUUGUAUCCCUCUUGUAGUGGAAGCUUAACAGAAUGAACCAAAUAUGAAGGAAAGCAAAUAUACUUCUAUCGAAAAAGACUGCAGGCAGUUAUUCGUGAUUGUCGUUUUAUUAGAAUCUGUGUCGUGUUAGGGUGUUGCAUUUACUCCUUUAGGCUGUUGUAUACACAUUUGUCUCCUCAUAAUUUGAAGUCAAUAUUUUCUGGAAUUCGUUUGGCAUACCAUGUACCAUGCCCGAAUUGAUUAUAGUGUAACCACUUUAAUCAGAAACACCCUAGUCAUGAUCGGCACACUAUCAUUUUGAGGGGUUGUCAAAAUCUUGUUAUUACUACUAAUAUUACUGUUGAAGUGUUUCCCAUUUUAUCGAGAAAAGAU